Molecule: messenger RNA, 939 nt
Organism: Capsella rubella
Lineage: Eukaryota; Viridiplantae; Streptophyta; Magnoliopsida; Brassicales; Brassicaceae
Product: MATH domain and coiled-coil domain-containing protein At3g58410
Exons: 4
Coding region: 1-939 (312 amino acids)
Molecular function (GO): protein binding
Source: RefSeq, a predicted model, not a curated record
AUGGCUAAGCAAGAUGGUAAGAAAAUUGUAUGGGUGAUAAAGAACUUCUCCUCUUUGCAAUCUGAGGAGUGUAUUUAUUCUGAUCCAGUCCUGAUCGGUGACUGCAAAUGGCGUCUUUGUGCAUGUCCCAAGGGAGACGGAAACAUUGAUAAUUACUUUUAUUUGUUUGUUGAAGUUGCUGAUGAUGAAUCAUUGCCUUCUGGAUGGAAAAGAUUCGUUAAAUUUCAGCUAAAUAUAUCACAGCCGGGAAAAAGCGUAGUAUCGAAAAGACAGGUCUGGUUUGAUAACGAGUCUUGUAGCUGGGGAUUUCAAACUAUGAUCCCCCUUACAAAACUUCAUGACAAAAAGAAGGGAUUUGUUGUGGAUGGAGAACUCACUAUUGUUGCUUCGGUAGAUGUUCUUGAAGUUAUUGGUACAUUGGAUGCAUCAGAAGAAUCUAUAGAGUCAAGCCGCCCUCUGAAAAAGAUGAAGCUAAGUAAUGAUGAUAAUAAUGUGGAAGCUUCAUCAGUAAAAGAAAGCAUUGUUGUUAAUGGGUUUCAAGUUCUUUCUUCACAGGUAGAAUCUGUGAGAUGUAUAUUUGAAAGACAUCCAGACAUUGCAGUUGACUUCCGUGCUAAGAGCCAACAUAUCAGGACAACAUGCAUGAGUUUCUUGCUCAGCUUAAUCGAGACACUGUGCAAGUCACUUGAGGAGAUUUCCAAUGAAGAUUUCGUGGAUGCAAACAUUGCGCUGACAUGCCUGAAAGAUGUGAAUUUUAAGGUGGAUUGGUUGGAGAAGAAGCUGGACCAAGUGAAAGAAAAUAAAGAGAAAGAGCAGUCUGCUUUGGCCCAACUUCAAGAAACAGAAGAAAGCAUACUAAAGUUGAAGCAAAAGGCUGAGGAGCAGAAGGCUGUGUUGUUGGCCACCAGAACAACUCUAUCUUUCGAUGAUGUUGUUUGA